Messenger RNA from Quercus robur (English oak), 876 nucleotides. RefSeq lists its product as uncharacterized. The record is from RefSeq and is a predicted model, not a curated record. The coding region runs from base 1 to 876 and encodes 291 amino acids. The transcript has a single exon. Lineage: Eukaryota; Viridiplantae; Streptophyta; Magnoliopsida; Fagales; Fagaceae.
AUGUCGCAAGUGGAAGCAUACAAUGGGUCACAGGACCCACUCGACCAUUUGGAGUCAUUCAAGACCCUUAUGCACCUACAAAGGAUUCCAGAUAAGAUUAUGUGCAGGGCAUUCCCCACUACGCUCAAGGGACCAGCAAGAGUAUGGUUCAGCAAACUAACCCCCAACACCGUCUCUACCUUCAAGGAGUUGAGCGGACACUUUGUCACCCACUUUAUCAGGGGGAAGAGGUACAAGAGGUCCUCAGAAAACCUGUUGAACAUUAAGCAAUGGGAAGACGAAAGCCUGAGGUCAUACGUGACUCGUUUCAACAAGGAGGCCCUUUUGAUUGACAAGACUGACGACAAAGUUUUGGUCAUCGCAUUCACCAAUGGACUCCAAUUAGGAAAGUUCCUCUUCUCCAUCUACAAGAACAACCCGAAGACAAUGGCCAACAUGCUAUAUAAGGCUACGAAGUAUAAGAAUGCUGAGGACGCCAUGAUUUUCCGAGGGGGCAAACCAAAGAAAAGGGAAAGACAAGACUAUCCCCGUCCCGACAGAAGAAGAAAGUCUGCCCAAAUGAGUGACCGAAAGGACGAUAGGAGAUCAAGACCUCCUCCCGGAAGGACUAUCAACUUCACCCCACUAAAUACCCCACUUGACCAAGUCCUCAUGCAGAUAAAAGACGAUGCGGCAUUGACUUGGCCAGACAAGCUAAAAGGCAAUCCAAAUAAAAGGCCUAGAAACAAGUAUUACCGUUUCCACCGAGAUCAUGGGCACGACACUUCCAAAUGUUAUGACCUAAAGCAGCAUAUAGAAGUCCUCAUCAAGCAAGGAAAAUUACUGCAAUUUAUCAGAGGCAAAGAGAACCCGCCAAGGGACCCCGAACCCAACUGA